Anopheles coustani is the source of this 5095-nucleotide messenger RNA. RefSeq lists its product as uncharacterized. Bases 454 to 3900 code for a protein of 1148 amino acids. The transcript has 11 exons. The record is from RefSeq and is a predicted model, not a curated record. Gene Ontology annotation, molecular function: protein binding. NCBI's taxonomy places the organism in Eukaryota, Metazoa, Arthropoda, Insecta, Diptera, Culicidae. Gene Ontology annotation, cellular component: extracellular matrix.
ACUGUCCGCGAGCACGGAUCGACGUGCUGUCCAUUUUCUUAGCUGCAGCCAACUCGUAUAAAUACAAAGUGUCAAACUAAAGAAGCGGCGAAAUAAAUUUACUCCUGCGCCGAAGCCAAGAUAAGCAAAGUGAUCGACGACUAGCAAUUUCCGGAAUACCACCAACUCGCGGUGGAGUAGAAAAUACUGCCAAGAAGCAGUAGGUUCGUGAAACAGAGAUAGAAAAGGCCCUCGCAGCAAGUCGCGGGUGUUUUUCUCCCGUGUGUGUGAGUGUAGUUGUGCAGAUUGUUGGUGUGCCCUGAAACCCGACAUCUCGGCACGUGUGACUGCCGUGGACUAGUAUCUGCAAGUUUCGCCCUUCUUUCCGAAAAAAAAAGAAAACAACUUCCAUUCCAACAGCCACCCCCCCCAUUUGUCGGUGGAGCUCCCCCCAGAAAGGUUCGUUUGCGCGCGAUGAGACACCAGUAUCUACUGGUGCUCACGGUAGCGCUAUGUGCGCUCGCCGUGGGCUCCAGUCCGGCCCUGAAGUCGGACCUGCCGAAGGCGAAGGACCCGCUGUUCAAUAAGAUGCUUGCGGAAAGUGACCCCUUGAUUCCGGAUGCGCACGAUCCACGCUACAACAAGAUGCUGCCGGAUCCGGAUGAGAACGCGAUCGACAGCGCUGAGGACGAGGACGAGGACGACUCGGAUCUCGACGAUGAGCCGGUCCUGCCGAAGAAGGCAGCAGAUCUGAACCCCAAGUACGCCCAGCGUGCGAAACAGGACAAAUCGACCGGUCCAACAACGAUCAAUCAGGUGAAAAUCAAUGACGACAUCGAUAGCUACGAGGAGAUCCUUCUGAACGGAAACGGCAAAGGAGUGCUUUACGACGAUGAGUCUGUUAGUGAAUCAGACGAAGAGAGUGGCUCCUCCGAGGUUAACAAAGAACUGACCGAUCCACUUACAUCUUCUAAUUCCACCAACACCGAUAAGACUACCAGCAGUGCUGAAAGUGAUGAGCUUUACAACGAUGAGUCCGGAAGUAAAUCGGACGAAGAAAUUGACACGCUCGGGGUGGACAAAGUUCUGGUCGACCCUCUCAAAUCUUCCAAAUCCACCACAACCUCAACCUCAACCACCACCACCGCUAAGCCUAGCAGCAAUACUGCAUUUGAUGAUGAUAUUUACAACGAUGACUCCGUUGAAUCAGACGAAGAGGAUGACUAUCCACUUAAACCGAUUCCUGGGAAGGAAUCAUCUAAAAGCGUGCCCUCGACGAGCACCACCACCGUAAAGCCGACCGGCACAACCAAAAAGAUGAACGUAGAAAUUCUCGAUCAGUACGACGAUGAUGCCGAUAUGGAAUAUCAGUACAUCUACGACGACGAUGACGACGAUGUCGAUGAUGAUGAGGACGACGAAGAUGAUGAGGAUGAGGCAGAGGAUGCGCAAACGGAAGCGACAAACGUGGCAAGCGCGGUCGAAAAGGAAGCAAAGAAGCAACCGAAACCAGCCAAGAAGACAAAGGAGCAGAACAAAACCGCUAACAAGGCGAAUGACGCUGAGUAUUACUACGACGAGGAUGAAGAUGAUGACGAUGACUACAACGCUGAUGCGGGCAACACGACUUACUGCCCGCGUGGAUGCAUUUGCGAGCGCAACAUGCACGCGUACAUGGUCGCUACGUGCAGUCGGUUGGAUCUGGAGACACAAAAGUUCGCCUCGCACAUCACCGACCUACAGGUCCUCGACGUUGGGCCCAAGUUCCCGAUUGAGUUGGGACCGGAUUUCUUCAAAAAAAUUGGUCUCAGUCACGUAGUGUCGAUCAAGAUCACCAACUGCACGAUCGUGUACAUCAGCCCGCAAGCGUUUGCCGGUCUCGAUGAGCUGUACUCGGUCAAUCUGUCCAACUCCGGCAUCGACAUGAUCCACCCGGACACGUUCGCUAACAACACCAAGCUGCGCCUGCUGACGUUGUCCGGCAACGAUCUGAGCGCCAUGCAGAGCGUCAACCACAACACGCCGUACACGGACUACAUGCUGAAGGCGCCAUCCGUCGAGGAGCUGGAUAUUUCGCGCUGCAAGCUGCAGGAGCUGCAACCGAAUGCGUUCAACGAGCUGAAGAACAUCAUCUACAUCAACCUGUCGGAGAACAACCUGAGCAACCUGCCGGAGGGUCUGUUCGAUAACGUAGAAACGAUCGAGGAGUUGGACCUAUCGACGAACAACAUUGCGGACCUGCCGAGACACAUCUUCGCCAAGACGUCGCUGGCAAUCCUGCACUUGAAGCACAACAAGAUCAGCAACAACGUCGACUUUGUGACGGCCGAUCUGCAGAAGCUUGAUCUGAGCUUCUGCCAGAUUCGAACGAUCAACAAUCAGAUGUUCAAGGGCAUGGACGGGCUGACCAAUCUGAUCCUGAAGGGCAACCAUAUUGAGAAAAUCAAACCGAUGGCGUUCAUCUCGCUCGGCAGCCUGCGCCAGAUCGAUCUGUCGUACAACAAUCUCGAGCAGAUUUCCGCUCAAACGUUUAUCGGCAACAAGGUGCUCGACAUCGUCCGGCUGAACAACAACCCACGGCUGAAGCGCCUUCCGAACGAAGGCUUCGAGAGCUCCUACAACGGUACGUUUGGUGUGUACUUCAUGGACAUCUCGAACUGCGACAUCUCCGAGCUGGCGGACAACACGUUCAAGACGAUGCCGCACCUGACGCGCCUUAAUCUAGCCUGGAACAACCUACAAACCAUUCGGCCCGCCGUCAUGGCUCAUCUGGGCAAGUUGAUGGAUCUGGACCUCAGCAACAACAUGAUCACGGAUCUGGACGAGAAAACAUUCCAGAUCAAUCGCAAUCUGAACAGCUUGAACCUGGCCGGCAAUCAGAUUUCCAGCCUGUCGAGCAAAAUCUUCCACCCGCUGCAGUACCUGAGCGAGCUUGAUAUCAGCGACUGCGACCUGCGCACCCUCUGGGAAGACUCGUCGCUCAAUGCGAAGCGUGAGGAAGUGCUGCCCAAUCUGAGGCGUCUGAAUGCGUCGUACAACGAAAUUGCCGAGGUGUUCGUAUCGGACCUCCAGUCGAUGGCGAAGCUGCGUGUUCUGGACAUCCGCAACAACACGCUCAGCUGCACCGACAACUUGCAACCACUGAUCAACUGGUUGCAGAAGAAGCAGAUUUCGAUGGCCGAUAAUGGACAAGAUCACGUGACGCAUGCCGAAAUGAACGUGCUGCGUACGGAUAACUCGGUCUCGCUCAAGCAGUGGAGCCAGUUUGCUUGGGAAAUUUGCCAGGGUGGUAGCGGUGGCGACCCGGACAAGACGCUGACGUACAGCGAAACGGAGGAAGACUACGACGACGACGACGAAGACGAUGACGAUGACGCCGAUACCGAUGCCGAUGUGCUUGCGAAGACGAGCAAGUCGAACAAGGUUGUCGACAGCAAGAACAACGAGCUGCUGGACGAUUACUCGAGCGAGUCGGUCGAUAGCGACAGCGCCGACAGCGAAGACGAUGACGACGAGGAUGAGCAGGAGCGCGAAAACAUCCUUGACGACGUGAAGGGUAUCCAGAAGAUCGAGGAAGAGAUCCUCACCGGAAAGCACCACCUGGACGUGAUGGAUGACGACAGUGAAUACGAGGACGACAGCGAGGGCACUAACGCGGAUGACGUUGUCAUCCUGGAGAGUGGCACGUUCUACGCCGUGUCGUCCUUCUGGAUUGUGGUGGCGUGCAUUCUGUUUGGUCUGUCGAUGAUCCUGUUGGUGGUGGUGAAGGUUCUGACCGUCGUAAUGAAGCGACGUGGCGAACGUUACCGUCAGGCUCUGCUUGCCUCGAAGAACUCGUUCGUCUAUCAGAAGCUGACGGAGGAUGUGGCAGCACCGAAAACACCGAAGGUCCACCGGUACGCACCGAUCAAUCAGGUGUAAACGAGUGGUGGUGGAUCCCGUGUGGAUGGAAAGUCCCACAGUACGCCCCGCGCAACAGUCAACGAAGUGGCGCGUUCUUAGAUUUCGUAAAACAUACGUGAAACAGUAACGGUUUAAUUAAAGUAGAGAGAAGCAUACUUUAACAGCUUUCACAACGGAUCACCGAGCUUCCCUUCGACUACUGCAGCAGCAUUUGAUCGUAGCGCAUAUACGUAAUGGGAGCAUGUUAUUCAAAUACUUUUUUGGUCAUAUUCAACCAGUUUUGAACAGCGAAAAACAGCUUUGACGUACUUAUCAGACAGCAAACCGGGGCAGCAAGCGAAGAAGGCGCAGAUUAUUUCUUCUUAUUUAUUAAGUCCACCUCCUGCUAACUGGCUUAUCCUUUCUUCCUGAUGUUUCCCUUUUAAUUUGCAACGUUCCUCAAGAUGGACUGCAUCUUGCUAAGUGAUUCGCACAUAUGAAGUUUUUUCGAUUCCCAAUCCGCCAGCUUCAUUAGGCUGAACCUACGGUGAUCCGGAUGGGUUGACUUUCCAUUACUUAAGCUACGCGUACCGUGCAUUGUGCAGCUGAUGAGCCGUAGUAUUGUAGUUAUAAAUGCUAGACAGUUACUUCGUAUGAUGAGUUUAUUACGGUCUUCUUCCAACUGUAACCUUUAGUUCCAACAAAAUUUGAAAUCUUCCCGUUCCAAUCGUUUGGCAAGCGAACGGGAAAAACAUACAUUAAACAACUAUGCAGCACAAAGCUUCGUUUUUUUAGUGCCAUUUGAUAGUGAGAUGCUUUUUCUUGAAUUAUAUUCAAAGUACCCGGUGUUGUUAUGCUGCAAUAGAACCGAAAAAAACCUACUUAACCAUAAAUAAUCGAAAACCGCAAGAAAACAUGAAUGGUCCUCAAAAAACAGUAAAAUACUACACGGGAGCGCUCAUUCCAUAGAAGCAUUCGAAGCCUGUAAGGCCCGAUAGUUGGGCGGCCGGGCAGGUUCUCCGACAGUAUCAGAUCCGAUAGCAUCGUUCCAAGAUUCGCGCACAUUCAAGAAUUUUUUUUCUUCUUACCCCUCCCAUUUGAACCGCGAACAGAGAAAAAUGUCCAACCCGUACAGUAAUUGUGUAUUUUUUUUAUUUUCUUUUUUAAAUUAUUGAGGUGUCUACCGAGAUAAACACAAAAUGAUUUGAUGAAAUAAACCUUUCGUCAAACCGGA